Molecule: messenger RNA, 1910 nt
Organism: Paramecium sonneborni
Lineage: Eukaryota; Ciliophora; Oligohymenophorea; Peniculida; Parameciidae
Source: the annotation of a GenBank genome assembly
AUGAAUGACAAUAAGAGAGAGAAUUAACUAAUGUUUAAAAAUUUGACACUUUUAGGUAAAGAGUUUACUGUAACAAAGGAAUUAGUACUUUAGUUAUAAUUAAUGUAUCAAAUACUUUGGUUGACUAUUUUCGCAAUUCAAUUUUUGCAUUAGGAUUAUUGUUAAUACAAAUACAUAAAUAAUAUAAAAACAAAUAAGAUAAUUUUAAUAAUUAAUAUUUAAGCACAACAAAAUCCUAAAGUCCAAGAUAGAUAGACAAUUAAGGAUUUAUGUUGAUUGAUAAAAAAAAUUUAAAUUGUAUUUACAUGAAUGAAUACAUAAGAAGAAAAUUGAAUAAUAAUUCUUUAAAAGUAAAAAAAGUUGACUUUUCUAGUAAAUCAUAAUUAGACUUAAAGUUAAAAAAUAUUGAUUUAUUUGAAUUACUAAGUCAGUUUAAAUUAAAAAAGAUGACUUCAAUAAGGAUAUUAGAUUGUGAUAUAUUGCCAGAUCAUAUAAUAUAGAUAAAUUAGGAAGAGAAUACUGAUUUCAUAAAUAUUACAUUUUAAGAUAGUAAAGAGAGAGAUGAUUAUCUUAAGAGAUAAUAUUUGUAUUAAAUAAUGAAAUAAUUAUUUACAACAAUUUCUCAUGAAUUUGGAACUUUAUUAAAUUUUAUAUUAGCAAUUGCAUAAGUUGCAAUAGAUAAAUAUCCUUCUCAAUAGUAUUAUUAUUCAAUAAAAAAUACAUGUGAAAUAAUGCAUAAUUUUAUAUUAGACAUGGUAGAUUAUAAUGAUAUUCUUGGUAGAAAAUUUAAAUUAUAAUUGGAAUAGUUAGAUAUUUGUACAAUUUUAGAAUCAGUAAUAACAUUAUUUCAAGAGUAAUGUAGAUAGAAAUAAUUAUAAUUAGAAUAUUAAAAUCAUAUUCCAGAUGGUUGGUAAAUAAUAUCUGAUUAAAGGAGAAUUAAGUAAAUAUUGAUUCAUUUAAUAUGUAAUGCAUAAAAAUUUACAAUAAAUGGUUCUAUAAUAAUUUCAGCAAUUUAAAUUAAUGAAGAAAAUAUUUAAUUUUCUGUAUCUGAUACUGGGAUUGGAAUGAGUAAAGAUGAUGAAUAAAAUUUAAGAGAAAUGCUAAAAUAAGAUUUUAAAAGUGAACAUCAUAUUUCUGCAAAUACAGCAGGAUUUGGAUUAGGAUGUUAUUUAGCAAAUAAAUUGUGUUUGCAUUUAUCUAAUUAAUAAAGUGGCCUAUAGUUUAAAAUUAAUGAAGUAGGAACAACUUUUUGGUUUAUGGUAGCUAAUAAUAUAUUGCCUACUUCCAGUUUAAAUGGAUUGGGAAUCUAAAAAAUUAAUAAAUAUUCAUAUAUUGAUUUAAAAUAAACUUAAAUAGAUAAAAAUGCUGGAAGAAGAUUAAGUAGAAUGGGCAGUAGAGUAUCAUAGAAUUCGAUGCCAAAAGUAUUGUCUUAUAAAGGAUUAAUUGAUCCAAUAAAAGAAAAUACAGAAAGUUUGAUAAAUGAGGAAGUUAAUUCAAUAGAAAGAAAAACAAGAACUACUACUUUGAAUAGAAAUAUAAAAUAAACAUUGAAAUUUUUAAUUGUAGAUGAUGAAAUGAUUAAUAUCUUAGGAUUAUCAUUGAUUUUAAAGAGAAUGAAUAUAGACUCUGAUUAUGUUUUUAAUGGAAUUGAAUGUUUAAAAUAAAUGGAAUAAAAUAAAUAUGCUUAUUAAGGUAUUUUUAUGGAUAUCAAUAUGCCUUUAAUGAAUGGAUACGAAACAAGUAAAAAUUUAAUAUCUCUUUAUGGUAAUCAAAUUAAAAUUAUUGCAUGUACUGCUUAUACAGAUAGUGAUACAAAAUAACGAUGUUAUGAUAUUGGGAUGAGCUAUUUCUUAAAUAAACCAGUGAAUGUAAUAGAAUUAUAAAAAAUACUUAUUUAAUUUUAACAAUGA